AUGAAGUUCACCUCUGUGGCUCUUACUGCUGAUAUCCUCCAGUAUGCUCUAACCCUGGAGCACCUCGAGGCCACCUUCUACGCGGAGGGUUUGAAGAACUACACUAAGCAGGACUUCGCCAAUGCUGGCCUGAACGAGGCUGCCUACAGCAACCUGAAGAUGAUUGCCAGCGAUGAGACGUCUCACGUGCAGUUUCUCACUAAGGCUCUCACUGCUGCCGGAGCCAAACCCGUGGAACAAUGCACCUAUGCUUUCCCUUCCACCGAUGUCAAGAGCUUCCUCGCCCUCGGCAAUGUCCUAGAAGGUGUUGGUGUCAGUGCUUACCUCGGUGCCGCUGCAUCCAUUGUGGACAAAACCUACCUGACUGCUGCCGGCAGUAUCUUGACCGUCGAGGCCCGCCACAGCGCGUAUCUGCGCGCUGCCCUUGGCGAGGCCGCUUCUCCCCAGCCCUUCGACACCCCAUUGGACUUCAACGAAGUCUAUACUGUGGCUUCACCUUUCAUCGUGUCGUGCCCAUCGAGCAACCAGAUGUUGCCAGUCAAAGCAUUCCCGUCUCUGACCAUGGCCUCUAUGACCCCUGCCAUGACUGGCUCGAAGGUCCAGCUGACGGUAGGCUCUGGCUUUGACAUGUCUAUGAACACCAAGGAUCUCUAUGCCGCCUUCAUCACCGUCACCGGUCCCAUUUGGGCUCCUCUGUCCUUCAUGGGCAGCGGCAAGUUCACCGUGACCAUUCCCGAGGGCGUCGCUGGCCAGAGCUACGUUGUUCUCACCAAGGGCAACACUCAGGCCACUGACGACAAUAUCGUUGCCGGUCCCGCCAUUAUCGAGGUAAAUUGA
Molecule: messenger RNA, 837 nt
Organism: Penicillium lagena
Lineage: Eukaryota; Fungi; Ascomycota; Eurotiomycetes; Eurotiales; Aspergillaceae
Product: ferritin-like domain-containing protein
Exons: 3
Coding region: 1-837 (278 amino acids)
Source: RefSeq, a predicted model, not a curated record